Messenger RNA from Aureobasidium musti, 840 nucleotides. The record is from the annotation of a GenBank genome assembly. NCBI's taxonomy places the organism in Eukaryota, Fungi, Ascomycota, Dothideomycetes, Dothideales, Saccotheciaceae.
AUGUCCGUAUCUCAACCUGGAAUGAUCGAUGAAUACCCUCGAAUAAGCCCCAUCACGUCUUGGCUCUCAGCAAACAUGCCGGCCAGAUACUGGAAAUUGCUCUGGCUGUUCAGGGGCUCUGCCGUCCAUCCCACGACAGUCGUCCGAAAGCUGGUGUUCUGUCCAGAGGCUUUGACCUUACCGAAGCCUCUACCCACUCCGAGAGCCUUGCGCAAUGACGAAGAACUCGUAUGGAAGCGGUACGAUGGCAUCCACGCACUUCGAUACAUACGAAGGUUCCGUGAUCAUGACAAGCCGCUUCACUCGGUGUAUCGAAUGUGCGAAUUCAUCUGCUCAGACGAAGAAGACCAGCUCGUGACCGAGACCGACUACUUCUUGGCCAGAACGAAUUGGAGGCUGAAAGAUAUAGCCGAUCCAGAUGAGGACAAUCCCGAGCGACGUGCUCUUUUGGCUGCGACCAUCGAGUGUCUUGUCGACACAUUCAAUGAGAAACACGAUCUCGGAGUGACCCGUGAUGAUGCUGUUAUCCCAAGACAAGCGUGUCCGAGAUGGGUCAGGAAAGUGCCUGCAGUGAGCUUUCUUGACUUGGUCAAGGAAGAGGACGAGACUACUGCACAGUCAGCCGGACAGAAUGACCCUAUCUGGCCUUCCGAUCCUGCGUUCACCAUACAACAAGACAAUGGCCAUGGCGUCACUAGUAUCGAAUUCACUGGAUCUGACGUUUCUGACAAGUUGAAGCCUGUGUUCGCUUUGCAGGUCUGUACACCUGCUGGAGGUCAAGGUACUUGUCUCGACUCGGGCAGCAAUAAGCCUUUGGUGGAUACACUACCAUUGCACUAA